Messenger RNA from Exophiala viscosa, 1093 nucleotides. RefSeq lists its product as uncharacterized. NCBI's taxonomy places the organism in Eukaryota, Fungi, Ascomycota, Eurotiomycetes, Chaetothyriales, Herpotrichiellaceae. The record is from RefSeq and is a predicted model, not a curated record. Bases 251 to 1039 code for a protein of 262 amino acids. The transcript has 2 exons.
CCACGUAUCUGGCCCCGAUUGCGCACCUUGGAUGAAAGCACGCAGGACAUUGAGCAUCAAGAGAUAGGAAAUUCACGCGAUCCAUUACUAAGGGGCGGACAACCGCCAGAGAGCUGAGACUCCUCGCAUACCGUGAAGUGCGGCUAUCCACCUCGCGCUCCUCGCGCCGGGACACAGGGCGACGGCUCGCACCCAUCGAGAAACAAUCUGACCGCAGCUGGGAGGUCAACGUUCAGACAGUGUUGUCACGAUGGUCUCGACACGGCAUCAUCCUAGGCCCUUUCCUGAAACACCGACACCCACCACGCCUUCCCAACCCAAGUCCUCGUCUUCGUCGCCACGAGACGUGUCAACCUCAGUAUUACCGACUUCACAGAACCGCGGAGUGACUCAAUCCUCUGGUGUCAGGCAGAAAGCAUCUGCUGUGGGAGGCAUUUCGCAUAGGGUGCCUCCAUUGCUUCUGGGGUGGCUUCUUGUGUCUCUACCUCUAGUUGUUUGGGACACAGGCUACAUCUUCCUCCGCCCACAUUCCAUGCCUGGUGGGAAAUUCCACUCACCCAUCUGGAAACCGUAUGCUCUUUACGGCACCGUGGACUACGUCUAUGGCUGGCCAGCUUGGAACAACCACGUCGGCUUCUCGGCGGCUCAGGCAUCGUUGAAUGCCGUUGAAACAGCAAUGUACAUCUAUUACUUGAGAGUCUUGUUCAACCACGGCGCCAAGAACUUCUUCGCAUUCCAGAAUCUGGACGAAUUCAUCAAGGGAUCUGACGAAAGUGCUAUCACCGGACCUGAUGUGGCCAUGGCAGUGCUUGUGCUAUUCUCGGCCGCUGUGAUGACGCUGAGCAAGACCAUUCUGUAUUGGUUCAACGAAUAUUUUGGUGGAUUUGCCAACAUCGGACACAACACUCCCUGGAAUUUGGUCUUACUAUGGAUCAUACCUAAUGGACUCUGGAUCGUUCUUCCCAUCUACAUGAUCUACGUGCUCGGAGAGGAGAUGCUUGCGCUUAUGCAAGGGUCCGCUUACAACAAGGCCAAGUAAUCACUCAACCAAUGCAAAAGUUACCCACGCUUUUCGCUUGCGGCUUUUUUGGCC